Molecule: messenger RNA, 705 nt
Organism: Saccostrea cuccullata (small rock oyster)
Lineage: Eukaryota; Metazoa; Mollusca; Bivalvia; Ostreida; Ostreidae
Product: ryncolin-4-like
Exons: 5
Coding region: 1-705 (234 amino acids)
Source: RefSeq, a predicted model, not a curated record
AUGAUCGUGUGCCAUAAAAAUGGGACCUGGAUAACGGACUUGGUUUGUCAAGUUCGUACUGAUUGUAAGGAUCACCUUGAGAAAGGUCACACUAAUUCCGGUGUAUACCCGAUUUAUCCUUAUGGUACCGACUCCAGUCCUAUCAACGCUUACUGUGACAUGAUCACAGAGGGAGGCGGCUGGACGGUUAUACAAAAACGAGUGAAUGAAUCCCUGAGCUUUGAGAAGAACUGGGAGGCGUAUAAGAAUGGUUUCGGAACACAGGAACAGAAUGUUUGGAUCGGAAAUGACGUCAUUCAUCGGUUAACAAAGGGAAACAACUCGUCCCUUUAUGUCUCCAUCACUCUCCAGAAUGGUACAAGUCUGUACGAGUUGUACGAAAAGUUCGCCAUUUCUGACGAAACAGAGAAGUAUAAACUAUUUCUGACGGGACCUGCACGGGGAACAUUAGGUGACAGUAUGUUAACUGCAGAUUCCCGCUUUCGGUUGCCUGGGAUGUAUUUUACUACGUACGAUAGGGAUAACGACAGGUCAUCUGAUUAUAACUGUGCUAUAAGGUUUAAAGGGGGCUGGUGGUUUAACAGGUGCUACAACGCCUUUCUGAACGGACCCUUGUCAACUACAGAUUGGGCUUGGCCUUGGAAUCCUAGAGUUAUGAAUGGCACAUCCGUCAGAGAAACAAUGAUGAUGGUCAGACGUCGCUAG